CCCGCUCCUCGUGCUCGCCACACCCACCACCCGCAAGAUGUCGGCCAUAGCAUCAGGCAGCACACGCCUGCACGUCUCCGGCCGCUCGGAGGUCUUUGUGCCGCCGGAGCGCGCUACGCUGCACAUCUCGGUGCAGACGGAGCACCGCGACAAGGAGCAGGCCAGCCUCACGGCGCGCCAGACGGCCAACCAGGUGGCGCAGAUGCUGCGCGAGCUCAACCCGCUCGUCGCCGGCACCAAGACGGCGACGGAGGCGGCACCCGUGACGUGGUGGACGAUGGACACGAUGAGCCUCGGGUACAAGCGCUACGACGACCCGCAGGGCCUCAAGCAGUGCACCAUCAACUUGCGCGCCAAGUUCCGGGCCUUCGACAAGCUCAGCGACAUCGUCGGCACGCUCUCCGCUGCGCCACACGUGCGCAUCGCCAGCAUCACCUGGGCGCUCACCGAUGCGACGCGCCUCUCGAGGCAGUCUGAGCUGCGUCGUGCUGCCGUUGCCGAUGCCAAGGAGAAGCUGCAGGACUAUGUGAGCUGUGCUGUGCCUGUGAGACCGUCCGUGGCAAGUGUUGACGCCCGCCGGCAACAGGUGUCCACUCUCGAGCUGCAGAGCGUGCGCUGCGUCGAGCUGCACGACUGCAGCAGCGACUACCGGGGCAUGCAGCGCAGCUACGCCGCAGCGGCACCGAUGAUGCUGCGCGGCGCCGCCGUUGGAGCGCCGCAGGACCCUGGCAUCGACCUGAACCCGGACGACGUGCGCCUCGAGGGUGCCGUCAACAUGGUGUUCGAGGGGCAAUAGGCGCUUGCAGCGCCGGAAUGUCAUGC
This is a messenger RNA of Tilletiopsis washingtonensis, 822 nucleotides long. RefSeq lists its product as hypothetical. The coding region runs from base 38 to 796 and encodes 252 amino acids. The record is from RefSeq and is a predicted model, not a curated record. NCBI's taxonomy places the organism in Eukaryota, Fungi, Basidiomycota, Exobasidiomycetes, Entylomatales. The transcript has 2 exons.